This is a messenger RNA of Fonsecaea pedrosoi CBS 271.37, 1554 nucleotides long. RefSeq lists its product as uncharacterized. Gene Ontology annotation, cellular component: membrane. The record is from RefSeq and is a predicted model, not a curated record. Gene Ontology annotation, molecular function: transmembrane transporter activity. NCBI's taxonomy places the organism in Eukaryota, Fungi, Ascomycota, Eurotiomycetes, Chaetothyriales, Herpotrichiellaceae. Bases 1 to 1554 code for a protein of 517 amino acids. Gene Ontology annotation, biological process: transmembrane transport. The transcript has 2 exons.
AUGGGGUCAACAGAGCAACAGAAGUCUAAGGACGCCGUGGAACACUUCGACAACGAACCUGGGCACGACAAGGAGGAGAAGGGGUUCAAGUCGCAUGAUGCCGCCACCUUCUCCCCAGCAGAGGAGAAGAGACUCCUGCGCCGAAUCGACUUGCGCGUGACGUGCGUGCUUGGAUCGUUAUACCUCAUCGCUCAGAUUGACAGAAACAAUCUCGGGAACGCGAACAUUGCCGGCAUGUCCGUUGAUCUGGACCUCACCGGCAGCAGGUAUUCCAUCGUCGUUUUGUUCAUGUUCAUCACCUAUGUCUGCUUCCAACCCGUCGCCGUGGUGGUGAUCCGCAAGGUCGGAGCACGAGUAUUCUUCACGACAAUUGUAUUCUUCUGGGCGGCCACCGAAAUCUCUCUCGGCUUGGUCAAGGAUUGGUACGACAUGAUCCCCCUCCGUCUCAUAUUGGGCGCCUUCGAAGCGGGCAUGUUUCCCUGCGCUGCGUACAUGCUUUCGAGUUGGUAUACCCGGUUCGAAUUGCAGCAACGAAUGGCACUGUUCUACCUUAUCGGCACCGUCGCCUCAGCCUUUACGGGAAUCCUGGCUUAUGGUGUGUCCCAAAUGGGCGGCCUGGGAAGUGGCCCGGAGUGGUGGGGCCACCGCUACGGCCCUACGAAAGAGAACCCAGACGCCCCGAGCGGCUUUGAGUCGGGCAUCGCUGGUUGGCGAUGGAUCUUCAUCAUGUUCGGUAUCUUUACGCUGGUGGUCGGCAUCGUCUGCUUCUUUCUAAUCGUGGAAUUUCCCGAGAAAGAGCUUGAGCCCAAGAGAUGGAAGGUCCCCUUCCUCUCCGAACGAGAGACCGAGCACGCCAUAUCGAGAAUCCAAGACGAUAGAGCUGACACAGAAGCUGAGGAUUUCACGGUGCGCAAGUACCUUCGAGGCGCCGCUGACCUCAAGGUCUGGGGACACGCGGCCGUUUUCGGCCUGACUACCGUCACUAACUAUGCCGUCGUCUAUUUCUUGCCCAUCAUCCUGCGCGAGGGCCUGGGCUUCGGGAUUGCUGCGUCUCAAUGCUUGACGGCUCCCCCUUAUGUCCUCGGCUGCAUCUGGAUGCUGAGCCUUGGGUGGCUCUCUGACAAGGUCCGCCUGCGUUCACCCUUUAUUGUAUUCAAUUGCUGCAGUUCCAUUCUCGGACUCGGUCUCCUCGGCUACACACACGCGGUGGCAAGUCGCUUAGUGGGUGCCUUCCUCGUCACAGCGGCUGGAUCAGCAAAUAUUCCUGCAGCGCUUGCCUGGCAAGCCAACAACGUCCGGGGACAGUGGAAGCGUGCCCUAACCUCGGCCAUGGCCGUUGGGGCCGGGGGCAUCGGCGGCAUCGUUGGCGGGACUGUCUUCCGAACAGAGGACGCCCCGACUUACCACCCAGGGAUCAUCGCAACCCUCGUCGCUAAUUCCCUUAUGAUACUGGUAUGCGCCCUGCUUAACAUCAAGUUCUAUCGGGCAAAUAGGAGAGUAGAAGCUGGCGGAAAGCCGAUCGAAGGGUUGGCAUCAUUCAGAUACACUUAUUAA